Melampsora larici-populina 98AG31 is the source of this 1509-nucleotide messenger RNA. RefSeq lists its product as uncharacterized. Gene Ontology annotation, biological process: GABA catabolic process. NCBI's taxonomy places the organism in Eukaryota, Fungi, Basidiomycota, Pucciniomycetes, Pucciniales, Melampsoraceae. The transcript is spliced from 12 exons. The coding region runs from base 1 to 1509 and encodes 502 amino acids. Gene Ontology annotation, molecular function: pyridoxal phosphate binding. The record is from RefSeq and is a predicted model, not a curated record. Gene Ontology annotation, cellular component: mitochondrion.
AUGUCUAUCCUUCUUCGCCAAUCUCGAUCAAUCCGUGCUAUCGGGACUCCAUUUUCGAGUCUCUCGCGCGGUUAUGCGACGGAAGCGAAAGUGAGAUUCUUUCCUGAUGAACCCUCAAAGCCUAUCAUGAAGUACGAUCAGCUUCCGGGUGCAAAGACUGUUGUGCUCGCAACCUCCUUGGCUGCCUUGACUGACUCGUACCUUAUGAUUGAUCGACUAGAUUACUCCAAUAGCAUAGGGAAUUAUCUACAAGAUGCAGAUGGCAACAAGUUCUUGGACGUCUUUGCUCAGAUUGCAUCCAUCGCAAUCGGGUACAAUCAUCCUGAGCUACUAGCUUUGGCAAGAUCAGAUGAAUUUGUACAAUUGGCAAUGAAUCGACCAGCGCUUGGUGGAUUUCCACCAUCAAAUUGGAACGACAUAAUUUCAAAUGGCUUGCUCAAAGUAGCACCCCCAGGACUCGAUCAACUAUUUACAAUGAUGUGUGGGUCUUGUGCAAAUGAAGGCGCCUUGAAAGCCGCAUUCUUUGCUUACCGACAACGUGAAAGAGGAAGUCAGCUCGCCGAGUUCACGUCUGAGGAGCUCAAAUCUUGUAUGAACAAUCACACGCCAGGAUCACCUGAUCUGGUAGCGAUGAGCUUUAGGAGUGGCUUUCAUGGCAGGUUGUUUGGAUCGUUGAGUUUGACUCGGAGCAAAGCAAUUCACAAAGUCGAUGUACCAGCCUUUGAUUGGCCAGCCGUCGAGUUCCCACAACUCCGUUACCCACUGGCAGAGUUUGAAGCCGAAAACAAAAAAAUCGAAGCUGCGUCUCUACAAGGGGUCGAAGAGACCAUACUUGAAUGGAAGAAGAAGGGUCGCUCUGUCGCUGCAUUGAUCGUUGAGCCAAUUCAAUCUGAGGGCGGUGAUUACCAUGCCAGUCCAGCUUUCUUCCGCGCUUUACGCGCCCUUACCCUGAAGCAUGACGUAUACCUGAUCGUGGACGAGGUUCAAACAGGUGUUGGUGCCACCGGUCAUUUCUGGGCACACGAAGCUUGGAACCUGGAAACGCCUCCGGACUUUGUCACAUUUUCGAAAAAGAUGCAAGCCGCUGGAUUUUAUCACACUAUGGAAACCCGUCCGUCCCAGCCUUAUCGUAACUACAACACCUGGAUGGGUGCCCCAACUGAAAUCCUGAAAGCACGCACUAUCAUUGACGUGAUUGAACGUGAAAACUUGUUACACCAUGUGAAAGACGUGGGAGCUUAUCUCUAUGGAGGGCUUGAGACGCUUUCGAAAUCGGUUGGUCAAAACAAGAUUGUGAACUUGAGAGGAAAGGAUUCGGGUACAUUCUUAGCAUUCGAUAGCGCAACUCCUAAAAUGAGGGAUGACUUUGUGAAUAAGAUGAAAUUGGCAGGGGUCAAUAUGGGAGGUUGUGGAGACAAAACAGUGAGAUUGAGACCUAUGCUAGUGUUCGAAAAGCCGCAUGCAGAUAUCGUAUUGGAGACAGCAGAGAAAGUUUUGAAGGACCUGUGA